UCCCCUGUUUCCGCAGAGGAAGAGCUUUUCUCGGCUGUGCUUGGUUUAAAAUCUUCGUUGCCAAGACAUCGCCAACAGAUUACAAGUAUGUCCACUUUAAUGAGCUGACUUUAACCAAAUGGCUAACACGCUUGGUCUAUUUCUUUCCCGUGUAUUCGUUCCACGCCAUGUCUCCUGUGUUAUGCUCUUCAUCUCCUUGGCCCACACUCAGAACCUUGCCGUAUUCCAGCCGUCACGCCUGACUGCGACCGGCCCCGAGGUCCGUGCGCUUCUGCUGGGACACACGGCCGACACGUCGCUGACCCUGAGGCCGGUCUUUCCGUCCAACACCACAGGACUCAUUGGCUCUCCAUCAUGUAUAAAUAGUGUAACACAGUGGGAGGUCACAACGGAGCAGGCAGGAAAGAAUGCAGUUUGGGUUCAGCUGAGACUGGGAAAAAAUCUGCGCUUGUGUAGUAAGAAUGAGACCGACACGGACUGCUGUCCAAAGCUGCUGUGCGUCCUGGAGACUCUUCAGGUGUCGGCCUGUGUGGGCGGCACGCCUCGGGCAUCGCUGCUGAUCCAGGCCAAGAUACACGCCCUGUUGGUUCCUGCCAAUGCUGGAUCUGAUAAUAAAACAAUCCUUCCAAACCAAGUCUACCAGCCCCUGGGCUCUUGUCCCUGUGACCUCACAUUCAGAGCUUGUGAUGUACGCUGCUGCUGUGACAAGGACUGUUCCAUUGAAGAGGUGAAGCUGUUUGCUGCACACUGCCUCCCCGGGCCCUUUGGUGGACAGGCCCCUGCUACCCCUGGUUAUCAGUGCUCUGAGCAGUCCUCUGCAAUCUCCCCAGAUUGGUUUCCAUUUUUAUGUGUCAAUUCUCCACCUGAAAACAACCCUUACCUCGGGCUCUUUUACCAGGGAGACACAAUCACAUCAGAACCUGGCCCCUCCUUCCAAAGCCCUGUUUGGUCAGCUCCACUGCCAGUUCGUGCUUAUAUUCAAGGAAGUGCCAUUUUAUCAUUAAAUGACCAGCACUUCACUAUUCCACAGAAGGGGCUUGGACAGUGUGUAAACAAUGCUCCUGUAGCAUUUCUGGAAAAUUUCAACGUGAAUUGUGUAACUAUUCUACGCUCCUGUCCAGCUGGACUUCCCUUACAGACACGACCAACCGAUUUGAGUAUUACAUUGAAGGAUGGGAAAGGGGGCUAUGUUGCAGUGGAUGUAAUUGAUGAAGUCGCCAUUGACAUGAGUCUGUUUAUUUCAAACACUUUGGAUGACGGGCUGCUAUGUGAGAACGUGACCUUAGCGCUGGAUUACACAUUCUACUGGAAAGGAAAUGGCAUCACAAGUGUUACACUGACUCGCACUGUUGGGACGAUCACUUUAAAUACAAGUCUGGCGUUAACUACAAGGUAUUCCGCUGUGUUUCUAAAUGGAGGAUUAAUGAGUGAACCCAACUCAGGAAACCCAGGUUAUCAGGUGGGAAGACCUGUCAUUGCUGGAACUCUCGACACUUGGGACAAUAAUACAGGCUCAGUGCAGAGGACAUCACUGAACGUUUGGAAACCAGUGAGUGAUGGACUUUGUUCCACUACCGGGAUGAAACCAGUUCUGUUUGGGGAGAAUUCCACAUCAGGAUGUCUGCUGCCUGUCAGCCGACAGAACCUGACCCAGUGUGAUCUCCUCAGGGAUGCUGUUACUUCUCUCCAAGCUGCUUUGAUUACAGCCACCUAUGUGGCAAAGAGUGGAAAUCCAGAUCCUCUAAUAAUGACAGACUGGGUGAACAUAAGCUUUGUGACACUGAACUCAAGCACAACCAUGAAUGACACCCCAAGUUCAUGCAGUGGGGUUCCAUCCCACCAGCAUAUCCAUGUAUUGAGUCUUAUCACUGGCAUGGUAGAAGGCAGACCUCAAAGGGAUAUCCGUGCGGUGCUAGUCAGCUACACUCUCUCCCCUUGGGCCCUGGAUUGUGGAGGAGGGGAUGUCUCUCCAUGUAUGGACCCAUUGGAGACCAAGUUGUUCCCCAUCACCUCCUCAGUCACUUUUACUGACAUUCCCAUCAACACAGGACCACCAAAAACCAGGUUUCAGGUCAACUUUACAGAGUAUGACUGCAACAGAAAUGAUGUGUGUUGGCCUGAGCUUGGCUUUCCCAUGACAAAGUAUUACACAGGUGAACCAUAUUCUCAGUCAUUGGCUAAGGGCCUCAUCUUAGUUUUCUUCUUCAUCAUUGCCUCGAUUCUUGGGACCCCCUGGAGACUGAUCCGACAGGCAUGGACUUAAACCUCGGGGCAAAGCAAGAUAAUAUUUAAGUCACUGAAAUGUAAAUACAACUGUACAACAGCUGUUGAAAUGUAUAUUAUUGUACUGGUGUGCAAUUUUGUAUUAAACUAUUUUUUUC
Pungitius pungitius (ninespine stickleback) is the source of this 2381-nucleotide messenger RNA. It is a transcript of the gene tctn2, whose product is annotated as tectonic family member 2. The record is from RefSeq and is a predicted model, not a curated record. The transcript is spliced from 18 exons. The coding region runs from base 119 to 2263 and encodes 714 amino acids. Gene Ontology annotation, biological process: smoothened signaling pathway; cilium assembly; protein localization to ciliary transition zone. Gene Ontology annotation, cellular component: MKS complex. NCBI's taxonomy places the organism in Eukaryota, Metazoa, Chordata, Actinopteri, Perciformes, Gasterosteidae.